Prorocentrum cordatum is the source of this 288-nucleotide messenger RNA. Lineage: Eukaryota; Dinophyceae; Prorocentrales; Prorocentraceae. The record is from the annotation of a GenBank genome assembly.
GACCGCAGGGGCGGCGCCGGCGGCGGCGAGGAGCUCACAGCCGAGGGGCUGUGGGAGGCCAAGGUCGUGGAGGGCCCGACGCUGCGCAACGGGGACCCCCAGUGGCAGGCCCGCGCGCGCCCGCCCGCCCGCGGAGGAGGCUCGCGCGUCCAGGGCGGGCGCGGACGAUGUGCAUCCGGGGCCCCUUUCGCCCCUCCGAAGACCAGGCGCGCGAAGACAAGAGGCAGUUCGACGCGGCCGGCAGGGACGGUGGCCUGCAGGAGGUCCGCAAGCUGGCGGAGAAGCUGA